AUGAAUGCCACAUCAUAUUCAAAUAAAAGCGGAUAAGGAGGAUUUGGAAGGAAAUCGUAAAUAAAAGAGUAUCAGAACAUGGAUAAUAUAGGUUAUACUUCUGGAACGCUCUCAGUAGCUAACGGAACUUAGUAGCUUGGUCAAAAUCCAGCAAGUUUGAAAGGAAAAUUAUAAAAUUUAGAAGAAACAACAAAAGCAGUUUCAGAUGAAUUAAGCAUGCACAAAAAAGAGUUAUAAAUUUUGAAAAGUGAAAAGGAUACUUUGCAACAAGUUUUAAAAGUAAAGACAGAUGAUGUAUAAAAUACCCUGACCAACGAAUUAAAGCGCCUUGAAGAUGAAAUGAGACGACACUUUAAUCAUUAAAAGGCUGAAACUCAUCGUAUCUAAACAUAAAUUAACACAUUAAAAGCUGAAAAAACUUCUUUGGCUCAAACUCUAAAUGGCCUUGAGCAUAGAAUAUAAGACUUAGAAAUGAAUGUAGGAAAUCAUGAACAUUUUUGA
Molecule: messenger RNA, 501 nt
Organism: Tetrahymena thermophila SB210
Lineage: Eukaryota; Ciliophora; Oligohymenophorea; Hymenostomatida; Tetrahymenidae
Product: transport system kinase
Exons: 1
Source: RefSeq, a predicted model, not a curated record